CAAUGCGGCCCCGCCACUCGCCAUUUUUCAUCGGAUGACAGCGAGGACAACGCUGCCGCACGGGGCGGCAUGUUUUCACGGGACGCCCCUGAAGGUAAAAGUGCACGACGGCGCGUCUCCUUCGCUCCACCUUCGUUGGAGUUGCAAAGAAGGCACAAUAAGGCUGGCGGACGCCUUUUCACGCGUGUAAAUAUGAGACAAGUUGAAGUCACGUCACGGACUUACUAAAUGGGGCUUCUCCUACUGGGCCUGAUUCUCCGCUACUGGAUCAACACUGUGGAAGGUUCAUGUUCAGCUGAAAGUGCUGCCACAUGUGAUGUAUGUCUCCAACUUGGUCCACACUGUGCCUGGUGUACACAGGAGAAUUUCACCAACUGGUUGUCAGUUAGUGAAAGAUGUGACACACCGGAACGUUUGCUUGAAAAAGGAUGCGCAGGGAGCCUAUUGGAGUUUCCCAUUUCCAAAAGUGAAAUCCUCGAGAAUCAACCGCUUGGGAGAAAGCGUGGCAACAUGAACCUGACGCAGAUUUCCCCCCAGAAAAUGGCGCUCAAGCUCCGACCUGGCAGUCAGGUCACUUUUCAAGUGAAAAUCCAGCACACUGAAGACUAUCCAGUGGACCUCUACUACCUGAUGGACUUGUCCGCGUCUAUGUAUGAUGAUCUCAACAUGAUUAAGAAUCUUGGCUCCACUCUGUCCAAGGAGAUGGCCAACCUUACUAGUAAAUUUAGAAUGGGAUUUGGUUCUUUUGUGGAGAAACCUGUUCUGCCCUACAUCAAAAUCACCGAAGAGGAGCUCGCCAACCCUUGCAGUAGCGCCGGUCACACCUGCUUGCCAACAUUUGGGUACAAACACGUCUUGUCCCUUUCGAGUAACACGGACAAGUUCAACAAGAUGGUCUCCAUGCAGCGCGUGUCAGCAAAUGUUGACAUACCUGAGUGCGGCUUCGACGCGGUCAUGCAGGCAGCUGUUUGCGGGGACAGGAUAGGCUGGAGGAAUGAUUCCAUGCGUUUGCUGGUGUUUGUCAGUGAUGCCGACUCACAUUUUGGGAUGGACAGUAAAAUGGCCGGCAUUGUCAUUCCCAACGACGGACAGUGUCACUUGGAUGCCAACAAUGAAUACUCCAUGUCUACACAGCAGGAGUACCCAACUCUGGGUCAGUUGAUCGAUAAAGUCGUGGAAAACAAUAUCUUACUGAUAUUUGCCGUGACUGAAAAGCAGAAGCUGAAUUAUGAAAACUAUGCAAAUCUCAUUCCCGGUGCCACUGUUGGAGUCGUGGCAACAGAUUCUCGCAACAUCUUGGAGCUGAUUUUAACCGCGUACAAAGAAUUACGAUCAGAGAUUGAAUUGGAGGUCAUUGGAGACACAGAAGAGCUGCGGAUGUCCUACGCUGCCAUUUGUCCAAAUGGUACGGUCCUCUCGGAUCUCAAACGGUGUUCUAAUGUCAAACCUGGACAGACGGUGGUGUUUAAUGUGUCUGUUGAGCUUCCUGGAUGCCUUUCUGGAAGUCGGCACUUCUCCUUAAAGCCUGUGGGUCUCCAGGACACUUUGGACAUCCAAUUGGAGUCUUUGUGCUCCUGCGAGUGCCCUCGGCCUCCCGAAGCCAACAAUGGCAGCCGGUGCACAGAGGGUCAGGGGACUUUCCAAUGCGGCGUUUGCGCGUGUCACGCCGGCUUCUCGGGAGCAGAAUGUGAAUGCAAUGAGGAAAGCGCAUUGUUGAGCGACUGCUUCGCAAACAAUGAGACUGACAUAUGCAGCGGUCAAGGGCAGUGCUACUGCGGGAAAUGCACGUGUGACGCAUCCAGCUUUGGUCGCAUCUACGGACCUUAUUGCGAGUGUGACAACUACUCAUGUGUUCGCUUCCGCGGGGAGCUGUGCGGAGGCCACGGAGAGUGUGACUGCGGAGAGUGCCGCUGCCAAAGUGGCUGGACAGGCGAAUACUGUAACUGCAGCAGCAGCACUGAGGCGUGCCUUUCUGAAGAUGGAGUCCUGUGUAGCGGUCGGGGAAAGUGCGAGUGCGGCCAGUGUGUCUGCUUGGUAGCGGGAGCAUCAGGGGACUUGUGUGAGAAAUGCCCCACAUGUGGAGAUGCCUGCUCUACAGCAAGGACAUGUGUCGAGUGCCAUCUCCAUGCGAAAGAGGAUGCGGAGCUAUGUGAGCAAAACUGCAGUCUCCCCAAGAUUUAUAUCAACACAACAGCAGAAGUAGACAAGAGCGCCUCUAUGCAAUGCACAUUGAUGUCGGAAAAUGAGUGCUGGAUCUCGUUUAGUGUGCUCGGAGGGGACGCGAUGACUGUUUACAAUCCUCACAUUUACGGGUGUCCCGAGCCGCCCGACAUCCUUAUGAUCAUCCUGGGGGUCUCCCUAUCCAUUGUGUGCAUUGGACUGAUCCUGCUGGCUGUCUGGAAAGUGCUGGUGUCGGUUCAUGACCGGAAAGAAGUGGCCAAGUUUGAGGCCGAAAGGGCAAAGGCAAAGUGGCAGUCGGGGACCAACCCGCUGUUCAAAAGCUCAACAUCUACUUUUAAAAAUGUUACCUACAAGACCACAGAGCGGGAAAAGAUGAUUACAAUGGAUCACUACUGAUGAUUAGCUGGAGGAAAUGCCAACCAGCAUCUGAGUGCACUUAGUGUUUGUGUGAGCAUACUGAAUCUGUGCUUUGUGAGUGCUUGUGUAUGUUACAUUGAGUGAAUGAUAUUUUGACAUGUUUUUCUUUGUACUACUGCAAAAAACUCUGGAUUUGUUUCAGAAAUGUAAGACGGGAAUACUGACAACCCUAUGAACAGUGAUGACUGUAUCAUACAUUUGCUGCUGUUGAACUGCAGUUUCCCUGCAGGUGCAAAUGCACACUGACUAACACACUGAUCUCUACUGUCUGCUGCAUGUACGUACAAGCAUCAACAUGGCAGGUGAGAGGGAACACUAAAAAUAGUGGAGUGGUUGACUACUGAAAAAAUGUUGUCUUUGUUUGUCUUUAUUGUCCAUCCAAUGAAUGUAAAUGUAAAGUAUGUUCUUCUUUAACUGUAAAGUAAGGCUGAGCCUUCAAAAAUGACAAUAAAAUGCAAUA
Corythoichthys intestinalis (scribbled pipefish) is the source of this 3058-nucleotide messenger RNA. It is a transcript of the gene itgb6, whose product is annotated as integrin, beta 6. Gene Ontology annotation, cellular component: focal adhesion; cell surface; integrin alphav-beta6 complex. The record is from RefSeq and is a predicted model, not a curated record. The coding region runs from base 229 to 2577 and encodes 782 amino acids. Lineage: Eukaryota; Metazoa; Chordata; Actinopteri; Syngnathiformes; Syngnathidae. Gene Ontology annotation, molecular function: integrin binding. Gene Ontology annotation, biological process: cell migration; integrin-mediated signaling pathway; cell-matrix adhesion. The transcript is spliced from 16 exons.